Neoarthrinium moseri is the source of this 1428-nucleotide messenger RNA. RefSeq lists its product as uncharacterized. NCBI's taxonomy places the organism in Eukaryota, Fungi, Ascomycota, Sordariomycetes, Amphisphaeriales, Apiosporaceae. Gene Ontology annotation, biological process: regulation of glucose metabolic process; protein phosphorylation. The transcript is spliced from 2 exons. The record is from RefSeq and is a predicted model, not a curated record. The coding region runs from base 1 to 1428 and encodes 475 amino acids. Gene Ontology annotation, molecular function: pyruvate dehydrogenase (acetyl-transferring) kinase activity. Gene Ontology annotation, cellular component: mitochondrion.
AUGUUCGUCAACCGCAUUGCCCUGGCUGCAGCACUCGCAGCCAGCUACGCAUUGGGUGCACCAGCUUCUGAAGAGAUCACAGCUAUCAGAAAGCGCAGCUGCGAUGCCGGGCCGUGGGCAUGCAGGAUCAUCAACGGCCAGCAUCAGGUUGUCCAGUGCGACCCGACAGGCAAAGACUACGUGAUCGUCGGUAAAUGGUCACAACCGCCGAGCACCGCGACCGUGACCGACGCCGAGAUCGCAAACCUCAGCAACAAACACCAGCACUCGCUGAGCCUGGCAGACCUCGUGAGACAUGGCCGGCCUCCUCUCUCGACCGAGGCUCUCUACUCCUCCGCCAACUUUACCCUGAGCCUGCUGCCCAUCCGCCUCGCCCACCGAAUCCAGGCCCUGCGGAACCUGCCCUUCAUCGUAGUCUCCAACCCGAACAUCAGCAAGAUAUACAACAACUAUCUGCACUCGCUGUCUACGCUUCUCCCCUGGAAACACCGCACCAUUUCCAACAUCGAGGCCGAGAUCCAGUUUACCUCGGUCCUGGCCGAGCUCGUGCAGACGCAUCAGGAUACGAUCCCGAUACUGGCCAAGGGGUUCCUCGAGUGCCGCCGCUACAUCUCUCCUGGCGAGGUCACUCGCUUUCUCGAUGAGCACCUCCGGGCUCGGAUUGGGACCCGAUUGAUCGCGGAGCAGCACAUUGCGCUCCACUACAGCAGCGUCCCGCACUUUGACCCGAGCGCAAGCCCGACACCCUGCCCGGAGCACCCAAGCUACAUCGGAGUCAUAGACACGGCUCUGUGCCCAGCCGACGUGGUCAACUCGUGCGCGAACUGGGUGGCGGAGAUCUGUGAGUACAAGUACGGCGAACGGCCCGAGUGGAUCGUAGACGGCGAGCCGGAGACCGCCUUUGCCUACGUGCCCAUGCAUCUGGAGUACAUCCUGACAGAGCUUCUCAAGAACGCGUUCCGGGCCACGAUUGAGAACCGCCACAAGAAGGAGCCUAUCGUCAUCACCAUCGCACCCGAGCCCCCGGAUGCCGGGCCGCCCAAGGUCAAGCUCGACCCGCCGGCAGAGAACCUGGGCGCCUUCAGGAGCGAGGCCAUCAAGCCCCUGGACGACAAUGCUCCCGGAGUCACGAUACGGAUCCGCGACCGGGGCGGCGGUAUUGCGCCCGAGGUGCUGCCCAACGUGUGGAGCUACAGCUUCACGACCUUCUCGGAAGAUGAUAUGCCCGGCGGCGGCAGCGGCGCGGAUGCGUUGAGCGUCAUCUCCAACACGGGCGGGGGCGGCAGCUCGAUUGCGGGACUGGGAUAUGGGCUGCCGCUGAGCAGGGCGUAUGCCGAGUACUUUGGAGGUGGCAUCGGCGUGCAGAGCCUCUACGGCUGGGGCACAGAUGUGUACCUGAGGCUGAAGGGCGUGGGCAAGAUCGAGUGA